GAGUGGCGGCAGGCAGCCCAGUUGUUUCCAGGUGCUGCCGUUGAUGCACUCUGAUCUCUGGACGCCGGCUGUCAGACGCGAUUCAGUUGGAGGAGGUCCGCUCAGCUCCACGAAGAGGUCGCCACCGCUGACCCUCAGCUGACCCUGGCCGGCGCCAACAUGUCGGAGCAGGACGCCUCCAAGCCGACGUCGGGUAGCGGCGCGACGGCUGCGACGGCGCUCCCCAAGGAGAGCAUGCAGCUGAAGAAGGAGAUCUCCCUGCUGAACGGCGUCAGCCUCAUCGUGGGCAACAUGAUCGGCUCGGGCAUCUUCGUGUCGCCCAAGGGCGUGCUCUUCUACAGCGCCUCCUACGGGCUGUCGCUGGUCAUCUGGGCGGCAGGCGGCCUCUUUUCGGUGGUGGGCGCGCUGUGCUACGCGGAGCUGGGCACCACCGUCACCAAGUCGGGGGCGUCGUACGCGUACAUCCUGGAGUCGUUCGGCGGCUUCUUGGCCUUCGUCCGCCUGUGGACCAGCCUGCUGAUCAUCGAGCCCACCAGCCAGGCCGUCAUCGCCAUCACCUUCGCCAACUACCUGGUGCAGCCGCUCUUCCCCACGUGCGAGCCGCCCUACGCCUCCUCGCGCCUCAUCGCCGCCGCCUGCAUAUGCCUGCUAACCUUCAUCAACUCGGCCUACGUGAAGUGGGGCACCCGCAUGCAGGACCUGUUCACCUACGCCAAGGUGGCCGCCCUCAUCGUCGUCAUUGUCACAGGCGUCGUCAAGUUGUGCCAGGGUUCCACCGGCAACUUUGAGUCGGCCUUCCAGGGCUCCUCCACUGACCCCGGCAACAUCGCUCUGGCGCUCUAUUCGGCGCUCUUCUCCUACUCAGGCUGGGACACGCUCAACUUUGUCACCGAGGAGAUGAAAGACCCCGAAAGGAACCUUCCUCUGGCCAUCGCCAUCUCCAUGCCCAUCGUCACCACCAUCUACAUCCUCACCAACGUAGCUUACUACGCUGUGCUGGACAUGAGCGCCGUAUUGGCGAGUGACGCGGUGGCUGUGACAUUUGCAGAUCACACGUUAGGCGUGAUGAGUUGGAUCAUCCCCAUCGCCGUGGCGCUGUCCUGCUACGGCGGCCUCAACGCUUCCAUCAUUGCCGCAUCCAGGCUGUUCUUUGUGGGUUCCCGUGAGGGUCACCUUCCCGACGCUCUGUCCAUGAUCCACACGCAGAGAUUCACGCCAAUCCCCGCGCUCAUCUUCAACUGCGUAAUGUCGCUGAUCUACUUGACGGUGGAAGACGUGUUCCAGCUCAUCAAUUACUACAGCUUCAGCUACUGGUUCUUCAUGGGCUUGUCCAUCGCAGGACAGAUCUACCUGAGGUGGAAGGAACCGCAGCGGCACAGACCGCUCAAACUAAGCCUGUUUUACCCGGUGGUGUUCUGCAUGUGCGCCGUGUUCCUGGUGGCCGUGCCGCUCUACAGCGACACGCUCAACUCCCUGAUCGGCAUCGCCAUCGCCCUGUCGGGGGUGCCCGUCUACUUCCUGGGCGUCUACCUGCCGGAGUCCAAGCGCCCGCCGGUCAUCACCAAGCUGCUGCGUUCUCUGACCCAUUGCACUCAGUACACUUGCUUCUGCGUCCUCACCGAAACGGACAAGAGUGACUAAAGACACGACACCAGCAGCGCUGCAAUGGAUGACGGGAGAAAAAAAAAGGAAGGUCUUUUGUCACUUGUAUGUACGCACGACUACUUCUGUGGAGUCAAGCGGGAAAAUGGUGCACUUGCGUUUCUUCUUUUAUUGAAUUACCCGAUGUCACCGACUUGCCUUGCAACUUCAUCAUGUGGUUUUCUUUUCAGUGUUCGCUGAUCCUACGUUAAAGUUCUUGUCACGUAAUUGCCUUUGUGGCCUGGGCGACGAGUUUUGAGGAUUCAGUCGGGUCAAUACAGUGUGCCUGACAGAAAUCAUGCAGUGUUUUAACACAUUUUAACAUUGGGACAUAAAGGGCCCACCACAGUGUUUGAUGGAAGUUCUACAAACACAAUAGGAACUAUAUAUAUAUAUAUAUAUAUAUAUAUAUAUAUAUAUAAAGUAUUAUAUUAUUUGAUCAUAUAUAUCUUAUUGUUGCUGUCCGCUUAAAAAUAUGUAUUGACUUUUUUCCCUAGAUUAUCGGAAACACUUUGGAUUUUUGGUUUUGUUUUUAUCUCUCCACAAAGUUUUUUUUUAAUUUUACAUUUGUUUGAAACAAAAACAAAAAUAUAUUUUUUUAAGUAAAUUGGAUAACAAAUAUUUAAGAUGAAAAGCAAAUACAUUUUGUUUUAGACAAAAGCAAAAUGUAUGCAUCUCAAAGUUUUUUUUUUUAAAUUCAUCAAACCAAAGAAAAAGCUAUUUGUCAUGGGGGCUGAAAAUCUUUUACAGUACAAACAAAAUUUGGGGGUUUUAGAUAAAAAACUUCCGUUUAUUUGAAAUGAAUUGUUCUAAAAAAAAAAAAAUCUGAUGUUUUUAUUGUAAAAUUAUUCAUACAGCAUGAGCAUUUGUAGGUUGACGAUUUUCUUUAUACAGUUCCUCCAAAGUGUAUUAACCAACUUUAUCUUUGGCGGACCUAACAGUAUAUGGCCCACUCACCUUUAAAAAAGCCUUGAUUUAUCAUGUUGAUAUUUGUACCAUUUUAGGAGAAUUUGCAUUAUGAGUAAUUCAUGAUAUGACUUUAUUAAA
Molecule: messenger RNA, 2688 nt
Organism: Phycodurus eques (leafy seadragon)
Lineage: Eukaryota; Metazoa; Chordata; Actinopteri; Syngnathiformes; Syngnathidae
Gene: slc7a6
Product: solute carrier family 7 member 6
Exons: 10
Coding region: 160-1641 (493 amino acids)
Biological process (GO): amino acid transmembrane transport
Cellular component (GO): membrane
Molecular function (GO): L-amino acid transmembrane transporter activity
Source: RefSeq, a predicted model, not a curated record